UAUAAAGACAAAUGUCGUUGGCUAAAACCAUCAUCAUCCAGAUCAUAUUUGCAUAGCUCACGGAAACUUUUGACCCAAUUGAACCAAAUGGCUCGAUCAUCAGUUACGGCUACGGUUCCGAUAGGCACAAUCAUAACGGUGUUAGGCUUGUUUCUAGCUGGUGGUUUUACGCAUGCCCGAAGCCCGACAACCUACACUGUCGGAGAUCAAUACGGGUGGGGUCUGCGUAAUAGUGGUGAUAUUUGGGCAAGAGGCAAAACUUUUUAUGCGGGAGAUUUUCUUGUGUUCAAGUACAAUAAUUCAAGAUUUAAUUUGAUGCUUGUAAACCAAACCGGUUACGAUAUGUGCACACCAAACGACGGAGCGCUAGAGUUUAAAUCCGGCGAGGAUAAGAUAAACCUUCCUUAUGGUGGUAGCUAUUUUAUCGGAACACGUAAUCCUACUGACUGUUUUUCUGGUAUGAAGCUGCAAGUCAAUGGUUUGGCCCCAUACUAAAGAACAAAUCAUCAACAUCCUUCUUUUAAUGUAUCUCUCAAGAGCAAUUUCUUAAUGAAAUAA
Eutrema salsugineum is the source of this 558-nucleotide messenger RNA. Its product is annotated as basic blue protein. Lineage: Eukaryota; Viridiplantae; Streptophyta; Magnoliopsida; Brassicales; Brassicaceae. Gene Ontology annotation, molecular function: electron transfer activity. Bases 88 to 495 code for a protein of 135 amino acids. The record is from RefSeq and is a predicted model, not a curated record. The transcript is spliced from 2 exons. Gene Ontology annotation, cellular component: plasma membrane.